This is a messenger RNA of Macrobrachium nipponense, 1728 nucleotides long. RefSeq lists its product as uncharacterized. NCBI's taxonomy places the organism in Eukaryota, Metazoa, Arthropoda, Malacostraca, Decapoda, Palaemonidae. The transcript is spliced from 3 exons. Gene Ontology annotation, molecular function: zinc ion binding; nucleic acid binding. Bases 1 to 1728 code for a protein of 575 amino acids. The record is from RefSeq and is a predicted model, not a curated record.
AUGAAAAAAGACAAAGGGAAUGAUUUGGCUGAAGGUGAAGGUGCAAUUGAGAUAAUAUGUCCAAUUUUGACUCUCCUGAAUGUGACUUGUGAAGGCAAUGAUAUUGAAACUAAUUUUGAUAAGCCUGUCUCUGUAGUAACCCGAUCUAGAGCUCGGGAGAUGGAUCUCGAGGAAGUUGACUUAGAUUUAUAUCAAGUAGACAGACAAAUGACUGACAUGAGGACUGCACAGGCUCAAGUUGAGGCUCAGGCUCAAGCCCAGGCAGCUCAAGCAGAGGCCCUUAAAGAAGUUGAGUUAGCUAAAGUUAAGGCUGAAGAGGAAAUAAGAAAGGAAGAGUUAAAGCUCAAAUUGGCUAGACCACCUGGAUCUGCAGAGGGAAGUAACAGAGGGCUAGACAAAGCUAAGCUACCAAAGUUACCAGUGUUCAACGAUAAAACUGAUGACAUAGACGCUUAUCUUCAAAGGUUUGAGAGGUUUGCUACCAGUGCAGAAUGGAAGUGUGAGGUUUGGGCAAUCAGCUUGGCAUCCCUACUUCAAGGUAAGGCAUUGGAAAUUUACCAUCAGUUAACUGCAACUGAGGCAGAAAGUUAUGACCAGGUAAAAGCUGCUCUUUUAAAGGGUGGGUUUGACUGUACUUCUGAAGGGUUCCGUAAGAAAUUUCGAGGUUCUAAGUUAGUUAGAGGUGAAACUGCUCAACAUUUGGCAGCUCGUAUGAAAAAGUUGUUGCAUAGAUGGAUGGAGAUGGAAGGAUGUAGUAAAGACUUUGAGUCCUUUGAGGAUUUGAUUUUGAGGGAACAAUUUUUUGAAGCUUGUGACCGUAACUUAAGUAUUUUUCUUAAAGAAAGACAGUUAAAAAAAUUAAAAUCCCUUCAGGAAGUGGCAGCAAGUGCUGAUCGAUAUAUAGAGGCUCAUGGUUAUCCAGUGCAAAAAUUUCCCAGUAAACCAGUGGUAACACCUACAGUGCAAAGUAAAGUCAGUAGUGGUAAUGCUCCAAUUUUUGCAGGUACAAGUUUCAACUGUUUUGUUUGUGGCAAGAGUGGGCAUAGGGCAAAAGAUUGCUAUUAUAAAGGUAGUGGUGGCAGAAAAAUAAGUGCACCUGACAAGAAAGGUAAGGCUGCGGCUGCUGUGGUGAAGGAACAAGUUACCUCCAAUGACAGUGUUUCAAAAGGUAAGACUCUAUCUAAUAAUCCUGAACACGCAGCUACUUUUGUCAAAGUUGAUCCUAAAGAAAUUAUGAAUGAAGAUGGCUGGAUUAUUAAAGAAGGGAAAGGAUUUAAAGUAGUUUGUGGUGGAAGUAGUGCAAGUGAACGAGAGAAACUAAAUACAGCCCCUGGGGAAGUUGAGGGAACGCCAGUGUUAGUGAUGAGGGACACAGGCUGCACCACUGUAUUAGUAAAGAAAAGCCUGGUACCCAAUGAAAAGUUUACAGGUAAAUUAGUCAAUGUUAUUAUGGCUAAUUCUGAAGUUUAUGUGUAUCCAGAAGCUGAAAUUUUUGUGAAGUGUCCUUAUUUUACAGGUAAUACUCUAGCAGCUUGUUUAGACAACCCAUUGUAUGAUGUAAUCAUUGGUGAAAUACCCGGUGCAACCCUAGGUAAGGGUCUGAAUAGCCCUGCUGGUGCAGUAACAACAAGAAGCCAGAAGACCAAGAAAAACAGACUUAAAAUAACUGAAGUAUUGGAUCUCAUGAAAAAACAAGUCCAUCAAGGAAUCGCAGGAAGAAGACCCUAG